Molecule: messenger RNA, 632 nt
Organism: Cornus florida
Lineage: Eukaryota; Viridiplantae; Streptophyta; Magnoliopsida; Cornales; Cornaceae
Exons: 3
Coding region: 95-307 (70 amino acids)
Source: RefSeq, a predicted model, not a curated record
ACAACCAGAUCAAAAAGCCCUAAAUAUUCCGAUUCUGUUAUCAGUUGUCUUCUUCUCCAAGUGUGUCUUACACAAUUUCAAUUCGUGGAUAAAAAUGGCUUUGACGAACUUCAUUCUGACAGUGGCCGGAGUGAGCGCGGUGAUACUUUUGCUGAGGAGCGACGUGAAACAGAGUGCUACGAUCUUCAAGAGAAACGUUCGUCAGAUUCGCCACUGGCUUGAAGAAGAGUCUGCCUCUGCCGUCAAGGAAAUGGAGAAGGCGAAACCCAAGGAGUUGCCCAAGAAAGAUAUUCCUAAAAAUGACUAGAAAAAGGGAAAUGGAGAAGGCAAAAAACCGAAGGAGUUAUUAUUUUUCCUCAGGAUGGGAGUUAAUAUGGUAGAACUGCACACUCUUCCAUUUUAUUUUAGAUUUGACCAUCUAUUUUGUAUAAAGUUCUGAUGGAUUUCAAUUUUUAAACAUCUCUGUUUUGUUUCUCUUAGCUCAUUAGUUGGUAUUUCAUAUUAAGCUAUGUGAUAUGUCGAGAAGAAAGUUACACCUUUGUUUGGUGAAGGCUUUUGUUCAUUUUGACACUGUAGCAUAUAUCAAUAAGAUUUUGAGUGCAGAAUGACCUAGAUCGUUGGAAUGCACCUUA